CCGCGCAAAGCACGGCACCCCAUACUCCUUAUCAACUCCGUUGACGACGCCCAUAUCCAACCUGGUGUUGCCCCGUAUCAUCGCCCAUCACCAUGUCUGUCGAGGUCGCGCUCGGCACGCCGCUCGCGGAGGCCCUUAAUGUGGCCAUCCAGGGAAAGAUCGCAGAGCUUGGUUGGGCCGGCCCGGGCACCGAGGGCUCUGCUAUGUCAGAGUACUUUCUCCUCAUGCUCGCGAACGGGAAGACAGAGUCCGAGAUUGCCGCCGAAAUCGCUGGCGAUUUGCUCUCGCUCGGCCCCGACGACCAAACAGCUCCGGCGUUCGCAAGUUGGCUGUUUCAGCAGAUCGGUACCCUCAGCGCACAAUUAGGUUCCCAGCAGGCCCAGUCCUCUGAUGCCACGGACGGGGCAAAGGACGAGCCGAUGGAUGGGUCCCAGGAUGCCAACCAGGACACCAAUAUGGACACAUCCGACGCACCCGCAGCCGGGCUCAACGCACCUACCGGGCCUAAGGCCAUGCGUAACGGAAGCGGCAACAUCCGUGGCGGGCGGGAAAAGCGCCUCAUGAGCCAGAUCAACCGGGCAAUGGACCGCCAACAAGAUUCGGUUCUCCACCGUGUCCGGAAUCAGUCUGGCAACGAGAGAAUCGGGAGAGGACCGCCGUCUGGGCCGAGGAUGGGCGUAGGACGGCAGCCGCGGACAAACAACGCUCGCGCGGCCAACGUCGCCGCCGGAAUUGCGAACAUGGGCGGCAUGCCACCCCAGGGGCCUGCGGGGAUGAACGGAAUGGGCGGGAUGCACCCGAUGAACGCCGGCGGCUACACCCAAGCGGACAUCUUUGCCAUGAUGGAGCAGCAGAACCAGAUGCUCCAGCAGAUGCAGCAGCAGCUGAUGAUGCAGCAGCAGCAGCAGCAACAACAACAACAGCAGCAGAAUGGUAUGGGGAACCGCGGUGGCUUUGGCCGCGGCAAGCACCAGUUCGACCGGGGCGGGAGAGGUGGCCAGUUCCGGCGCGGUGGCGGACACCAUCAGCACAACGGGCACGGGGAGCACCAACAACCAGGGUCUGAAGGCGGCCAGGCGGACUCUGGUUCGCAGGGCGACGUGGAUAUGGCGGGAACCAAGCGCGAGGCGCCGAACCCCGAGGAGACGGUGUGCCGGUUCAACCUGCGGUGCCAGAACAAGGACUGCAAGUUUGCGCACCAGUCGCCGGCGGCACCGCCCAACACGCCCAUCGACCUCAAGGACGUCUGCAGCUUCGGGGCGGCCUGCAAGAACCGCAAGUGUGUCGGGCGCCACCCGUCACCGGCGGCCAAGGCGGCGCAUCAGAGCGAACAGGACUGCAAGUACUUCCCCAACUGCGCCAACCCGGUCUGUCCGUUCCGGCACCCUAGCAUGCCGGCCUGCCGCAACGGCGGCGAGUGCAAGGUGCCCGGCUGCAAGUUCACACACAUCAAGACCCCUUGCAAGUACCGGCCGUGCACCAACCGCAACUGCCCGUUUAUGCACGAGGAGGGUCAGCGGGGCACGUUCCAAGACAAGGUCUGGACGGCAGAAGACGGGCGCAAGGAGCACGUUAGCGAGCGCAAAUUUGCCAACGAGGGGCCGGAGGACCUUGUGCUUCCUGGGUCUGGAGAUCAAGCACCGGAUGCCGAAGCCACCGAGGUGGUCAUCUAGUUGGGGGCUGGUGGUGGGGGGCGGGUGCUCUGAUGCGUUGGGAA
Molecule: messenger RNA, 1717 nt
Organism: Thermothelomyces thermophilus ATCC 42464
Lineage: Eukaryota; Fungi; Ascomycota; Sordariomycetes; Sordariales; Chaetomiaceae
Exons: 2
Coding region: 93-1673 (526 amino acids)
Biological process (GO): regulation of mRNA stability
Cellular component (GO): nucleus; cytoplasm
Molecular function (GO): poly(A) binding
Source: RefSeq, a predicted model, not a curated record